Molecule: messenger RNA, 2212 nt
Organism: Anguilla rostrata (American eel)
Lineage: Eukaryota; Metazoa; Chordata; Actinopteri; Anguilliformes; Anguillidae
Gene: elovl7a
Product: ELOVL fatty acid elongase 7a
Exons: 9
Coding region: 397-1251 (284 amino acids)
Biological process (GO): fatty acid elongation, saturated fatty acid; sphingolipid biosynthetic process; fatty acid elongation, polyunsaturated fatty acid
Cellular component (GO): endoplasmic reticulum membrane; endoplasmic reticulum
Molecular function (GO): fatty acid elongase activity
Source: RefSeq, a predicted model, not a curated record
GUUGUUCGUGACAGCAUUGGAACGUGUAUCGAAGUUAUUUUGUUGUCUGCGGAGGUUGUAUUAAUUGAACAUGUGCCGCAGCAUCAGUCGCUGAGGUCUGUAAUUGACAAUACGCAGGUUUCUUUAAAGCUUUGUAAAUCCUGACCAUCUUUAAAACCGUUCGCCGCAGCCAGGAUACUGUUCUGUGAUGCUGAGAAAUUGUUCUUGACUAAAAAAAAAAAAAACGGAACAUUUUGGUAGUUCCCAACUUUUGUAUCAGUUUGCUGCUACUUAUAGUCCCCUUUUGCAUUACUGGUCUUUAUUACAACUUCCGUUGAAUCUCUGUGCACCACAUAUCCUUGACCACUUUCCUGGACAAUUGAAUCAGUGUGGCGGUAAUUGGUGGCACCAGGAGAGAUGGCGUUGAGCGAGCUCACCUCCCGGGUGCUGAAUCUGUACGAUGCGAUGAUGCAAGAGGCGGACCGCAGGGUAGACGGCUGGCUGAUGAUGUCAUCGCCGGGCCCACAGACCAUCAUCAUCGUGUCGUACAUCUACUUUGUGAUGUCACUGGGGCCUCGGCUGAUGGAGAACCGGAAGCCCUAUGACCUGAAGCCCAUUCUGAUCGUCUACAACUUCUCCGUGGUGGCGCUCUCCCUCUACAUGUGCUACGAGUUCGUCAUGUCUGGCUGGGGGACAGGGUACUCUUUCCACUGUGACCUCGUGGACUACUCCAUGUCCCCGCAGGCCGUGCGGAUGGCCUCCAUCUGCUGGCUCUACUACUUCUCCAAAUUCAUUGAGAUGCUUGAUACAAUCUUCUUCGUCCUGCGGAAAAAGAACAGCCAGAUCACUUUCCUCCAUGUCUACCACCACGCCAUCAUGCCCUUCACCUGGUGGUUUGGAGUCAAGUUUGCCGGAGGUGGACUUGGUACCUUCCACGCCCUGCUCAACUGCAUUGUCCAUGUGAUCAUGUACACCUAUUAUGGCCUAUCUGCCUUAGGCCCCGCCUACCAGCGCUACCUGUGGUGGAAGAAACACCUGACUAGCAUCCAGUGUAUCCAGUUUGUGCUGGUCACCACGCACAUCGGCCAGUACUUCUUCAUGAAGGACUGCCCCUACCGCUUCCCCAUUUUCAUCUACAUCAUCGGCCUCUACGGCCUGGUCUUCCUCAUCCUCUUCCUCAACUUCUGGUACCACGCCUACACCAAGGGCAAGAGGCUUCCGAAGGUCCUGCUGAAUGGAUCUAAGGCAGGGGGCUACAAGCAAGAAUUGUGAUUUCCCCCCUGGACGACCUUCUCCGAACACUGGAAACUGUCGGCUGGUCGCACUUGCAUUCCGGGUCGAAGUUUUCCGGUUUUCCAGGAGGUUGUUUUUCCUCUCUCUUGAGCGUGCGUAAAACUAUACAUAUAUAUUUUUUAUAUAACGCUGUCUGUGAAUUGAACUGUAAUCUCUGUGAAUGUUGAAACAUUAUGAACGGUGGCUCCUGUUUCUUUUUUGGAGGGCUGGGUUGAAGUUGUCGGUUUGAGUCGCGUCGUCAGUGUGAGCGUUCUCUGGGUGGGGGGGUCGGGGGGGGUGAGGGGUGCUGGGAGUCUGUCAUUCAGACACCGUGUGUGGAUGCACCCCCACCCCCACCCCCACUCCCACCUGGAUGUCCCCCACUGAUGUCGCCCUUGAUUACCAUGGCAACAUUCUCCUCAUCAAAGGGGUAUAGCCUUACUGUUUGAAACAUCCAGAAAAAAAUUUAAAGAAAAAAAGCGCAAAAAAGAAAGGAAACCCUUUUGGUUGAAGCUGCUUUUUCAUACAUGUAUUUAUUGAGUUUUUAUAUAGUAUAUAUAUGGAGGGGGGGAAGAAAGAAAAACACUAAAGGCUUGUUUUCACCCUCCCAUUUUGAGCUCUGAGGUUUGACCAGAAUGAAAGCUGUUCAGAGCCCCUUUCCUGUCCUUGGAGGAACUCGGGGGGGAGCGUUAAUGUGCCCCCCGCGGCGAUUUAGGACAGGGAACAACGUGGCUCCGUAGCGUCCCGGGAUCGCGCGGCUGUUCCUGGGGGACGGGUGCAGCCCGGGACCGUACAGGUUUUAACCCUGCGGUGUCCAACACUCAUGAAUGUCUUUGCGUUCCUUUUUUUUUUCCUGAGACAUGAUACGGCGUUUAAAAACCUCAAAGGCCAAAAACCAAACAGAAACUGUGUAUUUAGUUUGUAUUUAUGUGCCAAUAAUAAAAAAAAAAUAUGAUAUGCA